Molecule: messenger RNA, 1092 nt
Organism: Verticillium nonalfalfae
Lineage: Eukaryota; Fungi; Ascomycota; Sordariomycetes; Glomerellales; Plectosphaerellaceae
Exons: 3
Coding region: 1-1092 (363 amino acids)
Biological process (GO): carbohydrate metabolic process
Molecular function (GO): hydrolase activity, acting on carbon-nitrogen (but not peptide) bonds; chitin binding
Source: RefSeq, a predicted model, not a curated record
AUGCAAAUCUCACGUUCUCUCAAGACGAUGCUGGUGUCCGGCGUGACAGUCAGCUCGCUGAUUGUGCCCUGCUCCGUCAAAGUCAAGAACGGCACGGCUCCGAUAAACAGCAUCGCCAGUUCUGUGAUCAGUCCUGCCAGCUCUGCGGUCAGUUCUGUGAUCAGUCCUGCGAUCAGUCCUGCCAGCUCUGCGAUCAGUUCUGCCCCUGCCCCAACCAAUGGCCCAGGGAGCAGCGUGCCCGUCGGUUCGGCCAUCCGCAGCUGUACCGUUCCCGGCACCUUUGCCCUUACCUUCGACGAUGGCCCUUUCAACUUUACGGAUCACGUCCUCGACCUCUUGAAGGCGGCUGGUGUCAAGGCCACAUUCUUCGUCAACGGCCAGAACUGGGGAGACAUCAACGACUACAAGCCGACAGUCGAGCGUAUCCUGGCGGAGGGUCACCAGCUCGGUUCCCACACCAACAGGCACCCCGAUCUCACGACCCAGUCCGACGCGGAAAUCAUUGAGGACAUGACCACGUUGGAAAACACCCUGGUCAGCCUCGUUGGAAGGUUCCCGACUUACAUGCGGCCCCCGUUCUUCGCUUACAACGACGAUACGCUGUCGAUUCUCGGUGCCCUCGGCUAUCAUGUCAUCGACGCUGACCUUGACACGAACGACUGGCGCUACAACAACCUGGGCAACGAGACGGCCGUCGGCAUCUUCCAGCAGGGGCUUGCUGCCGGCGGUACCAUCGCUCUGGCCCACGAUGUCCACCAGAACACCGCCGAGGUGCUCGUGCCCGAGUUCCUCCGCGUCCUCGCCACGACGAACCUCACCGCCGUCCCCGUCGGCCAGUGUCUCGGCGACCCGGAAGAGAACUGGUACUCCACCACGCGCACGGCAACCCCGACCGCCACCGGCGUCCCCACUCCCAUUGUCAUCACGAGCACCGUCACGCCCACCGGCGUCAUCGGACCCGACGGUGCUUGCGGCGGCGAUCAGGGAUUCGUCUGCCUGGCCGGCACCUGCUGCAGCCAGUUCAACUUCUGCGGCACGAGCAGGGACCAUUGUGGCACCGGGUGCCAGAAUGCCUUUGGCGUCUGCGCUUAG